This is a messenger RNA of Liolophura sinensis, 1584 nucleotides long. RefSeq lists its product as uncharacterized. The record is from RefSeq and is a predicted model, not a curated record. The transcript has 3 exons. Lineage: Eukaryota; Metazoa; Mollusca; Polyplacophora; Chitonida; Chitonidae. Bases 22 to 1284 code for a protein of 420 amino acids.
GGACUUGUUGUCAAGAACGCAAUGGCGUCUGUGGAGAAACCACCGAUGCCUGACACGUCAGACGUCAGUCCGGAAGUCCCCGGCGUUCAGUGUCGACCGGAACACCGAAUCACGCAUGCGCACUUUGUGUACAAGGAGAAGUCUCUUUUGGACUCCUAUAUCCUCAGCGUUGUGCCAGUCUUUGGCAUGGUCGGGCUUCACCACUUCUACCUGGGGAGGGUGUGGAUGGGAGUUGCCUACUGCCUCACCCUCGGGCUGUUUGGCGUAGGAUACGUCGUAGACAUAUUCCGUACGCCUUGUCUAGUGCACGAGUACAACAGGAAGGUGAGAGAAAGGGAAUCCCCCGUGACGUCACAGCGUUCCGUCACCGAUACAUACAUCCUGUGGUUUCCAUGCGGACUUUUCGGAAUGCACCACUUUUACCUACGCAACUACAAGUUGGCAAUCGUUUACCUACUCACAGUAGGUAUCUUUGGCAUAGGCUGGCUCGUCGACCUGUUCAGAAUUCCCAGUCUUGUUCGAGAAUCGAACCGGAAACAGGCGAGAGAGCCGGAAACAAUCACCGAAAAGGGCAAAUGUGUUUCUUAUGCUCUAGGCCUUCCUCCCCUUGGUCUCUUGGGGGCGCACCACUUUUACCUGGAUCGACCGAUGUGGGGUGUCCUUUACGCCAACACGGUGGGCCUUUUCGGACUGGGUUUGGUAUUUGAUUGGUUUCGAAUGUCCAUUUUGGUGAAGCGUGCAAACAAAACUCGCCUAGAAGACCAAGGGCCUCCGAACCAGUACGGUUGUUGUCUGCAGAAUUCAAAGAAGUACAUAGAUGAUCUUUUCAUCUUAUGGGUUACUCCCAUUGGCUUGUUCGGCGCUCACCACUUUUACCUGAACAGACCAGGAUGGGGAUUUGCAUAUCUGUUCACGUGCGGUGGCUUAGGAGUCGGCUGGGUUAUAGAUGCCUUCAGGUUACAAUGCCUACUACGAGACUACGAGAAAAACGCCGAGGAAAACAAACGGAUUUUCGAUCCUACUUACCAGACGCGAAACUACGUCGGAUCUUCACAGCAAAAUAGCGUAGACAGCGUGGUGCUUUCCUUGCCAAGGCCACUAGGGGGCGCUGUCGCAUCUUCAUUCAAUGAAGAACGUCCUCCUCAGUACCAAGUGGGUUUAAACCCAGUGAUCCAUGGUUUACCAGACCCCCACAGAACCUCAUUCCCGACCGCACCUCCGCCUUACACGGACAUCGCUGCGGGUGACAACAAGAUCUACCCCAACAUUCCACCGAAGUGGUGACCACACUGAUGCUGCGGCGAGGACAGUCUGGCUAAUAUGCUGAUUAACGCACCUGGCUACAUACCUGACUGUAACUAUGCUCUUUGAAUGUGUGACCGGAUGACGUCAUGACAGCUACCUUGCAGAUGCAUACAUUUUUACUUAUUGUGUGUUAUUAUGUGAAUCUAACCAUUGUACCUGUAUGUGGCUUUAUGUCUAGCGAGCGCUAGUGUUUGAUCCUGUUCCUUCGGACACUAUUGUAUCGAGUGGAGGUAAUAUUUCCCGUGUUGCCUAGGUGAGCUUGAUGAUGAAUACGUCUAU